Rubroshorea leprosula is the source of this 723-nucleotide messenger RNA. The record is from the annotation of a GenBank genome assembly. Lineage: Eukaryota; Viridiplantae; Streptophyta; Magnoliopsida; Malvales; Dipterocarpaceae.
CAGAUCUGGGUUCUCCUGCUUCUGAUCGUCUUCUUCGGCAUGUUGUUUUUGUGCUCAGAAGCCUUGGGCUUCCAAGUUUUGCUGCUUGAACCGCCGGGUUCUCCGGCUGCUCAAGCCUGAUGGAGCCGGCCUGCUCCCUGCUCCGAUGACCCCAUGAGGUCUCGCGGCUCCUUGCUCCCUCACGCAAAUCUACCGAGUUGCACGCUGGAAUUCCCAGAUCUGGCGGCCGUCGCCCAGAUCUGGUCUUCGCCUGCACGGUUUCUCGCCUCGGCGUCCUGGAGUCUGGAUGCAACCUCUAGAUGGGUAGAUAGAAGGGUGUCCCGCUGGAUCGCUCGACCGAAGGCAACCUUGGUACUUCGUGGUUUUAGAUUAUUUUCUCUUCUUUGCUGCUGCAUUGUCGUCUUCUCCGUCGUCUUCGUCGUCGUCGUCGUCUUCGCCGUCGUCGUCAUCUUCGCCGUCGUCGUCGUCUUCGUCGUCGUCAUCGUCUUCGCCGUCGUUGACCUCAACAAUUCUUGCGCAACAGAAGCAGGAGUCACCUUUGUGUGAACCCAGUUCUGGGUUUCGUGAGGAACCCAGGAACCCAGUUCUGGGUUCCUGGGUUCCUCGAAGAACCUAGGUUCUGGGUUCCUGGGUUCCUCGAAGAACCUAGGUUCUGGGUUUCGCGAGGAACCCUUGAAGAACCCAGUUUCUGGGUUCCUCGCGGAACAAACCCUAGUAUUUCUU